This is a messenger RNA of Erigeron canadensis, 522 nucleotides long. Its product is annotated as activating signal cointegrator 1 complex subunit 2 homolog. NCBI's taxonomy places the organism in Eukaryota, Viridiplantae, Streptophyta, Magnoliopsida, Asterales, Asteraceae. The transcript has a single exon. The coding region runs from base 1 to 522 and encodes 173 amino acids. The record is from RefSeq and is a predicted model, not a curated record.
AUGUCCAUCAUAAGCAAGCAGGCAGACCAAGAAAAAAAGAGAAAGAGGGGUGUAUAUGAGAUGGAAGAUUUGGUUAAAGAUGGGAAGAUGACAAAGAAAAUGCAGCUUGGUAAGUGCAGGAUUUGUGGUAACAAGGGCCACAAUUCAAGAACAUGUGUUGGUCAAGGUAGCAACAGUCAACCACAAGUUCAAGGAAGCAGCAGUCAACCUAAAAGAAAACCUAUGAGACAAUCUAAACCAACUAGCAGCAGUCAACCUCAAACUCAAGCUAAAAGACAACCUAAACCUAAAAGCAGCAGUCAACCUCAACCUAAACCUAAAAGCAACAGUCAACCUCAAGCUCAACCUAGCAGUCAACCUCAAAGUCAAAUGUGUAAACAAACUCAAAGUCAAAAUCAAGUGGGUGGUAGCAGUCAAGGGAAAGUUUACAGAUAUGGUGUAAAUGGUGGCAAGAAGGUUAGAGGCAAAAGUGAAAGAAUUUUGAAGAAUAUGCUUGCCAAAAAAAUCCCAGGUCCUGGAUGA